AUGAAUGCCCUACAAAACAGCAAUCAGCACCCCCACAAUCAGCAAGUUUACUACAACGCAAACACAUGCAGUGAUGUCCGUGAAAACACGCCAACGCAGACUGCUAGCAAUGGUGAAUGCAAACAUCAGGAUAUUGCUGGUCCUAGUGAUUACCUCCCUAUCAAUACUUGGUCAAUCGCUCCCCCUCUAGAGCCUAACUCUCUUAACAGAGAGCAGGUUACUACUAUUCCACCCUUUCAACCAGAGGUGUCCCCUUUCUCAGUCACUCUCGGUCCACAUCCCUCGGUUGCUACAGCCACUUCUGCUACCACCCGGGCAGUGGCAGCAACAGCCUCUUCAAUCCCAGAAUCGGAGGAGGCUGAUUACGGGUUUCCAUCUACCUCACAGAUUCACGUGUCGGGUGAGCAGUCAAUGAAACCACCGUACUCAUACAUUGCCCUCAUCAGUAUGGCCAUAGAUGCACAGCCUGACAAGAUGGUAACUCUCAGUGGAAUUUAUCGUUUCAUUGCGGAGAGGUUUCCAUAUUAUCGUGAAAACAAACAGGGUUGGCAGAACUCUAUUCGUCACAACCUCAGCCUAAACGAUUGUUUCGUAAAGGUUCCACGUGACGAUAAGCGGCCUGGCAAGGGUGCUUUUUGGACUCUUCAUCCAGCAGCGCACGGAAUGUUUGAGAAUGGCUCCUAUCUCAGACGAAAGCGAAGGUUUAAGACGAGUCACAAAGAGUCGCCUUUUGCAUCAUCCGGAGACGUAAGUGCUGAAAGCAGUAAGAAACGAGGCGUGGCAAAGACUGCUAGAAAACAAUAUGAUAGCUCCUCAUCAGCCCCAGUAGUUACGGAACCUAAUCAAAUAGCGUCCAACGAAGAAAACCAAAAUGAGGAAGAACCUCGUUAUUACCCGCUGGCUUCCUUGCAACGUUUUGGAGGAUUCCCAUUUAGUCAGCCUGCUUACCCUCUUUACCCAAGUGGCGAGGUGGAGCUUAAGGCCGCAGAACAUGGUGAAACCCCUGUGAGUUGUGACUGGAGCCCAGGUGAAGAAAGGACUGCUAGGUGCGAGUAUGAGACCCAGACGAACUUGCAACCAGGUGGGCAAACAAAGUUGCAGACCUAUGCACCCCAAAUACUACCCACCUUCCCACAGGCUUCGAACAAUAGCGAUAUCAGGUUCUGGACGUCACGACAGAUUUCUCCUACUAGCACUCGAAGUCUUGAUUGGUCCACCACUUAUCCCCGUCCUCCUGGUGGAAUGUAUAGCCUUCAAUCCUCUUCCCAGUGCUCACAACCAAGCGCCUGGGUCGGUGAGGCCAACCUUAUCGAUCGCACCUACCUAAUGAUGUCAAGUCAUCUUAAAAGUAGUGCUGCGCAAAUGCAGCAAAAUCGCCAUCAACAACACCUCUACCAACCUGAUCAACAGCAGCAACCAAUACCUGGGUGGUUUAACAUCGGUUAUGGAACGACAGUAACAGCACCCUACAACACCGCCUCGCAUGACUCUUCAACAAGCCUUGCGAGCAUCUCGCCAGAUCCAAACCUAAUCACCACACAGGGGUUGCAGAUCAUGGCGGCAGAACCACCGCCAUUGUCACUGACAGGUUCAGACUACGUACCGACGCCUCCCUACACCUACAGCAGUGGUGAAGGUGGGGCAAGAUUUACAAGUGAUGAUGAUGGAUACACUCUGACUCUGAAACCAGAACCAUAA
This is a messenger RNA of Hydatigera taeniaeformis, 1698 nucleotides long. The record is from the annotation of a GenBank genome assembly. NCBI's taxonomy places the organism in Eukaryota, Metazoa, Platyhelminthes, Cestoda, Cyclophyllidea, Taeniidae.